CUCUCAUCGAAAUUUGUAGAGGCGAGUCUGUGAUCCAGGUGCGCCGUACCGAGCAAUGGUCUUAGUGAGGGCAGUCAUCAGGAUGGUGAUAAAAACGUCCGGCUGCACCUGCCAGUCUGCCUCUCCAACGUUCCCCAAAUCCUGCCGAUAUCAUUGUUUAGGAUCCAACAACAACGGUCCACGGAAACGCUGAUGCUAUUGAGAAGAUCUGUUACUGCCUUGAGCAUGCUUGACGUUUCUGGUCAAGUUGAAUGUGGACAGGGAUCUCCUUUUUUGGCGAUAUAGCUGGUUUGGCCCAGAAGCGGUCACGAUCAAUUGCGCCAAAAUGGUCGUCUAUUCAUUCUACAUCUUCGACCGCCAUGCUGAGUGCAUCUACAAGAGGCGCUGGCUGCCUCCCCUAAUGUCAUCUACUGGCAAGACAUCCAGGCCAUCUUCCCAAUCCUAUGUGAACGGCGGUCUCCAAGCGCGCUCUGGUUUGAGUGCAGAAGAUGAUGCUAAGCUCAUCUUCGGCACCGUCUUCUCGCUGCGGAAUAUGGUGCGAAAGCUGGGAGGCGAAGAUGACAGUUUCCUUUCCUACCGUACAUCGCAGUACAAGCUCCAUUACUACGAAACCCCGACCAAUACCAAAUUUGUCAUGCUCACAGACACAAAGUCUGGGUCGAUGCGGAUUGCGUUGCAGCAGAUAUAUGUAAAUUGUUAUGUUGAAUAUGUGGUGAAGAAUCCCUUGUCUCCAGUCGAGCACCCUGGAGGUAUCGGCGUCGACAACGAGCUGUUUGAGGCAAGUCUGGAACAAUUUGUGGACCGCGUGCUAAAUGCAGCGUAAGAGUUGCGACUUGAGCAGACAACCUAUGCUUGAGAUUCUCCUCCCGACGAGGCGUGAUGGAUUUACAUCCGACGUAUACUUCGGCUCAACAACCAUCCGGGUUUGGAAUUAACGACACCUUUCAACCUGAUGGCACACUACAGCAGCCAUUUGCUCGGUCGUAAUCGAGUUGAUACAAUAGGCCUUUGCCAACCGCACGCCAGGUCCAGAUGAAAGCAGCACAAUCAUGCGUCACACCACUGUUUGCCAGUGGGGCCAUCCUAUACAUAUGGGCCCCAGAGAUUGGUCAUCCUGUCAAGUCCCAGACCUCAUACACGGAUCAAUUCGAGGUCGGACUCACCUAGCUGAUUUCCCAAAACAGGGUCAGGCCUUGAAAAGCCCAACGGUCUUGGUGGGUUCCUGAAAAUGGGGACUCCUGACGCUGUGGCACAACAAUCUUUUCCCGGUGUGGAUGACAGCCUUCGAGGUACGAAAGCUGGAGCGGCGACAAGGAACGCGAGACCUUGUCGGGGUGAUUGCAAUUGUCGAGACAGUUGGCGAGCACCAAUGUAAAGACAGAAGCCCGUGUCUGUGACAUGAUUGGAAAGAUUUUCAAAUCCUUGGUGUCGAGCUAAGGAAGGCUCUGCAUCGUGGCUUUGACGAAUGAUAAAAUUCCGCAUAGACAAAGCGUCCAAAAAAUGUAGAGAUGAUGACCAGUGAGGAUGGGAGUUGAAUGUACGCAACCGAGG
Molecule: messenger RNA, 1551 nt
Organism: Exophiala xenobiotica
Lineage: Eukaryota; Fungi; Ascomycota; Eurotiomycetes; Chaetothyriales; Herpotrichiellaceae
Exons: 4
Coding region: 326-823 (165 amino acids)
Biological process (GO): endoplasmic reticulum to Golgi vesicle-mediated transport
Cellular component (GO): TRAPP complex
Source: RefSeq, a predicted model, not a curated record